UGUGGGGGGCCUCGUAAACAUACUACAUGAAGGCGAGGGAAGAUGGCGGAUGUGUUGAGUGUUCUUCGUCAGUAUAAUAUCCAGAAAAAGGAAAUCGUCGCUAAAGGGGAUGAGGUGAUAUUCGGCGAGUUCUCCUGGCCGAAAAAUGUGAAGACAAACUACAUAAUCUGGGGUACUGGCAAGGAGGGCCAACCCAAAGAGUAUUAUACUUUGGACUCCAUUUUAUUCUUGCUCAACAAUGUGCAUCUGCCGCAUCCUUCGUAUGUGCGGAGAGCUGCAACAGAGAACAUCCCUGUUGUCAGACGGCCGGAUCGAAAAGGAUUGCUGUCCUACCUCAAUGGCGAGAGUUCUACAUCAACAAGCAUCGACAGAAGCGCACCAAUAGAAAUAGGACUUCAAAGGGCAACACAAGUUAAAAGAGCAGCUGAUGAAGUUUCUUCUGAAGCCAAGAAACCAAGGAUUGAGGAUGCAGAACGAGUGCGACUGGACAAGGAGCGCCUGGCCGCCCGUCUGGAGGGCCACAAAGAGGGCAUUGUGCAGACGGACCAGAUCAGAUCUCUGUCCGAAGCCAUGUCUGUGGAGAAAAUCGCCGCCAUCAAAGCCAAGAUCAUGGCCAAGAAACGCUCGACCAUCAAAACGGACCUGGACGACGACAUCACGCUGAAGCAGAGGAGCUUCGUGGACGCAGAGGUGGACGUCACCAGGGACAUCGUCAGCCGAGAGCGGGUCUGGAGGACCAGGACCACCAUCCUCCAGAGCACCGGGAAGAACUUCUCGAAGAACAUCUUUGCCAUCCUUCAGUCGGUGAAAGCCAGAGAGGAAGGACGAGCACCAGAGCAGAGACCAGCACAGAACACUACCCAAGUGGACCCGUCCUUGAGGAACAAGCAGCCCGUCCCGGCCGCCUACAACAGAUACGAUCAGGAGCGAUUCAAAGGAAAAGAAGAAACGGAGGGUUUCAAAAUCGACACCAUGGGCACCUACCACGGCAUGACCCUCAAGUCAGUGACGGAAGGAGCGUCUGCCCGGAAGGCCCAGACCCCGGCGCUGCAGCCAGUACCCCGCCCAGUUUCACAAGCCAGACCUCCACCAAAUCAGAAGAAAGGAUCCCGAACCCCCAUCAUCAUCAUCCCUGCUGCCACCACCUCCCUCAUCACGAUGCUCAAUGCUAAGGAUCUUCUGCAGGAUCUGAAGUUCACUACAUCAGAGGACAAGAAGAAGCAGGGCAUCCAGCGGGACAACGAGGUUCUGCUCCAGAGGCGCAAAGACCAGAUCCAGCCGGGCGGCGCCACGCUCAGCGUCACCGUUCCCUACCGCGUCAUCGACCAGCCGCUGAAACUGGCUCCACAGGACUGGGACCGGGUGGUGGCCGUGUUCGUGCAGGGUCCCGCCUGGCAGUUCAAGGGCUGGCCGUGGCUGCUGCCCGACGGCUCUCCGGUCGACAUUUUUGCCAAAAUUCGGGCCUUCCAUUUGAAAUACGACGAGGCGAAGACGGACCCGAACGUGCAGAAAUGGGACGUGACCGUCCUGGAGCUGAGCCGCCACAAACGCCACCUCGACCGACCCGUCUUCUUACGCUUUUGGGAAACCCUCGACAGAUACAUGGUGAAACACAAAUCUCACCUCCGGUUCUGAGCUCAGAUCAGUGUUUCUCUCUGAAAUUCCCUCAAGUUAAUUCCACAGCCUUCCAACUUGGCUCGGUCCUCGUGUUUUCCCAGCAGCCAAGCCAUCCUCCACCGAGGCGGACGGAACAGCCGACGGAUUUCCCCGAAAACUCCCAAAGUGUCUGGAGUUUUCCCUCUGAACAUAAGAAAAGUCUUUUUAAUGGGUUUUUCUGUUUCAGACCCAGUUUUUGUUUUAUUUUGUUUUGUUGUUUUUUUUUCCCUUAAGUUUCCAGGUAGUUUAACAGAAAAACCAAACUACGUUUGAUAUAAAAUUCUACAAACUGCGGAAACGGUCAAAAACAAGUUACCUAGCAACAAAAACCUGAUGGAGAUGUUUCGGGUUUCCUUGUUUUUGGCCGUCUAUAUCAAGGAGAUUGUUGCUUUCCGCUCAGAACUGUUCGGAUCGGGGAAAACAACUGAAGCGACGUAGAGCUAAGAAGGAGCGCAGAGACUGUGACGACCUUCUGAUUUAGCGCGUUUGUGGCCAUAAUGUACAUACAUGAUAAAACCAGAGAGAGCCGAAGCUCUUUGAGCAGAGACGGCUGCAGGUGAGUGAUUCGGUUAUCUAAGUCAGUUCCUACUUCUGUUUUUCACGCCAUCAGCACCUCUACCGGUCAUCUAAUGACUGUCUUCUUUUUCUUCUUCGUUGGUGUUGUGCUAGAUGAGAAUAAUUGCUUUAAGUCACCACAUGAGAACGGACAAUAAAGCCUUUGUGAAACGCCUAGAUGGAUGUUGUUGGCUGGGCUGUUCGUGGCUUUUUUUUACAGCACUUUUAUUUGAUGAUGCCAAGAAAACCAAAGUAUUCCCAGAAUAUCUUUCAUGUGCCGAUCUGUCUUUCUUUUUCUUGUUUCCUUGUGUCUCACUGCUUCCCCUGUUUCUUUCCUUUUCUCUAUCCUCCCUCUCGUCUUUCAUUCAUUGGGACCUUCCUUUUGUUUUUGUUUCCUUCAUUGUCCAUUCCUCUUUCCAGCCCUCUGUCCUACCUCAUCCCCUCAUUGUUACUUCCGUCUCCGUCCCUUUUCUUCCUUGCCUUGUUUGCUUUCCUUACCCACUUGUCUAUAUCUCUUUCCUUUCUUGUAUUUUUUUCAUUCCUUUCUUCUUUUCUGUCCACCAUCGUCUCAUUUCCCUUCCACUUGCCUGCUCUCUCUUUGUUUCCUUGUCAUCCUUCCUUUCUAAAUUGUCCUCAACAUCUUUUGGUCCUACUUUCUUUUUUCCCCCUCUUUCUUAAGCUGCUCUAAUCUGGAAAUAUCACCCAUAGGCUCAUAAAAAUGUUUAGUUUUUAUGUCUUAAAUGAAUGUAAACAUCUACAAAUUCCGGAAAGUUGAAUCAGGAAAAAUCUGUAGAUUUUUUUUUUCUAACAUAAAAAAUGAAUAGGAAUCCUGCAACCUGUCAGCAGUUGGUUUAAAACCAAACGGCUGCUUUUGUCUGAGACCUUCAGCGAAUAAUUGGGAAAAACCUGAAGAAUGCAGAUAACAGAGUCUCGGGUCAUGUGACUUGGAAUCGAGUCACAUGACUUUAGACUCGAUGAUUUCAUAAAGACUCUCAACUUGACUAGGGCCGUUACACCACUGACUCAUCACUUCACUUAAACCCAAACCCUUUGACUUGAAAAGAUUUAAUCUGAAACCAAGCAUGUUCACAAAAAUACUGGAUGUCAGAGCUGCCACAAAUUGGUGGCCGUUUUCGUGGGUGACGAAUCCAAAAAAGGCUUUAGAAUGGAGAGCUUUUUACGGUUUCCUGUUUUUGCUGUUUUCAAGUGUAAAAGUAUAAUACAGCUUUUAAACUCGCUUCCUCCCCUUAAAGCCAAGCAGGUGAAUAACGUACAGAAAAAGUAUUACAUGCCUUUAUUUAGGUUCCAAAUGGCAAAAAACACAUUUACUCUAGCAAGCUGCUUUAUUUCGCUACAUGCAAAUUAGUAAGGUGCAUUAUCUUAACUGAAACAGCAAAACAGAACCAGUACGUUUUGGUAAUAAGCUAGUCCUGCUAGCUUUGAUUCACUGGCUGCUUAUGGGCUCACAGCAAAGGUUUGGAGCACAAAAAGCUCAUUCAGCACAGUUAAGCUCACAUUAUUAGUUUAUUAAUUAGCCUUAAUUUAUCAUUCUUUGUGUUGGUUUAAAUGUCAGAAGCAAAUCAGAUGUUGCCUCUCGAUUUAUUUUUCAACCUAUAAUCGUUCUUUUCGAUCAUCUCGUCUGUUCAAGCAAAUUCUAAUUAUUUUUUCUGGUGUUCAAUGUGGGGAUUAUGAGAAUUGACUAAAAUCUGUCUGCAAAUUAAUAAAUCUAACUCCAACCGAGGCAGGGAAUAGAUUAAAGUGUAUUUCAUUGAAUAUUUACUGUGAAAUUAACAGCAGAGACGCGUUUAUUUUACUUUCUUGUGCUGCUUGUUCAGACAAUUCAGAAUCCCCAAAUUACUCUGAUUUACAUCACAAAUUCAGUCAAAUGACUCGCUUGUAAUUCUUAAUUACACAUCUAAAUGGAUUCAACUAGACUUGGUGGAAAGUCUUGUGACUGGCAGUGUAAAGCCUUGUUCACAUCUCUGCGGUACCAGUGAAACAGAGAGUUGAGCCUGGUGGUUUUGUGGCACCGUUGGCCUGAUUUCAACAGUUUCAGUAAUUUCCUGGAAAGGGUCUAAGGACUAUUGCAAUGUUCGGUCUGGUAGAAUAUUGCAAAGGAUGCAUGUAUGCUUUAGGCCAUGAAACGGCAAACUUUGUUGGAGUCGUUUUGAAUGGACGACCUCAGUUAGGAACGACUGUCCUGCGCAGCUCAGUCUACUGAAAUAAGAUGUUCACAAAAUAAUGACCUGGUGGGUUCAUUUAAUUUUGUUAGUCGCUUUGACACAUUUUUCCUUUAUGAAUCUGAGUAUAAUGCUUACAGUAUAAGCUUUUUCCUUAUGGCUUAUAUUGUACAAGCCAUAAGGAAAAUGCAAAAUGCACCCCCACAAGAGAGCAACACUGAAAGACCUGCCUGGUUUUUAUAGUAUUUCACUUUAUAUAUAUUAAAUCAUGACUUAUACUGAGUAUUAAGGCCCUUUAAGAAAAAAUACAAUUACGAGGAUAAGCUUGUACAAUAAUAAACAUCACGAAUAGUCAUAGUAUAAUAAAAUCACACGAGAAUACAGUCAGUAUUACGAGAAAAUAUUUCAAGUAAAGUCUAAGAGAAGUGAUUAUUCUCAAAAUGUGACUCUGCUCGUAUUGUUUCGACUUUAUUCUCGAAGUAUAUUCUCGUCAUACUACGAUUUUAUUCUAAUUUUAUCCCGCUUUUAUUCUCGUAACUUUGACUAUUUUCUUCGUGUGGCCUUAAUACUCCGUCGUGUGGAAACAACUGAUCUCUCUGCUCUUUGCCAGCCGUUGGAUCAGAACAGGCGUGUUGGCCACGAACCUGUGAACCUGAAAUCUGCCACGGUUUUCUUCUUAUGCAACACCGAGCUUCAGAGGUGAGAGGUGGCGCCCCCAAGGGGAGGAGGUGGUGCGGUGCGAGCCGUGGCCCACUUGCCAAAUGUUGGCCACCCCAGAGAAUCGUGUUAAUGCAUAUAGUGUUAUCUUCAGUCAGGGCGUAAAUGUAAAACCCAAUAAAUUAAUAAAUAAAAGGGGCAACAGCAGCGUUAGUUUGAUAUGUUUAUGUCUGUAAACUGACUAUUUUCACUGGGGGGCAGGAGUAAUGCUUAAGACCAGUUUUAAAGGGAAUAUGUCUGUUUAAUAUUCCUGAAACGUGUGAUGGUCAUUUAUGGCCGUCAGCUGACUUUCCGGUUUCCUAGCAGGUCAAAGCCAUGAAAGGUUAAAGACGCUGGCUGUUCAGAGUGCCGUGUCCCAGCAUAUAGUGGAAAAGUGGAGUGGAAUGAAAACAUCUGGUAGAAAAAAAACAUACGCAAUAAACGAGGAUAACUGCAAUCUUUUUUUUUAAAUUAUAAUUUGUCAUAAGUUCUUUACUAAUCGGCACCGCAGCAUGGAUUUAAAAAUAUAUAUAUUUUCAUCCUAAGAAUAUUUAACUUGAAAAUUGUUUUAAAUUUACUAAAAAUUAUCAAUUCAAAAAUGUGGAUAUUCCAUAUAUUCCAAAAAUAUGGAAUGUAUGAAAUCAUAACUAUUAUAUGUUGUAUUGUUGCAGGAGGAAUAAUUCAUGAUUUUCUAUUUUAACUAAAAAAAAAAAUUAAUUCCUGCUAAAUAAUUUUGUUUUUUUCCCCCUAAAUAACAUACAACACUCUAAUAUCGUAUCUAUAUUAUUAGUAGUAUUAUAUUUGUAGUAUUUGUACUAUAGCAUUACUCUUAUAAAUUUGAGGCAACACCGCCACCUCCUGGAGCCACAGUGAACUGCUUGUUCUAUUCAAACUAAGAACCUGUUAAAAUUAACUUGGUUCAGGCGGCUGGCAAACCUGAUGACUCUACUGCGUGUUUGUCCUGUCAAAUCCCAAACCAACCAACGUGAAUCCAAUCCGAUAUGUAGUCUAAAUGUUUCCAAUGGCAAAAUAAAAAAUAAAACGGAACACAGACAGACGCAGUAAACAUGAAUCCCUCUCUGUUCCCGGAACUGAUUGUGUUUGUUUUCUAAACUGUUUUUCCCAGCAGAGCGGUGCUUCUGCUGGGCAGCGUGACGGUGGCCUGGCUGCGUGGGGGGGAACGACCUUGACCUCUGAACGCAAUUAUUGUGAAAUUUGGUGUCCUAAUAAAUACAUUUGAGCUCUUUGAUCGAAUAGAAAACAUCGUCCAGCUGCUUUUGGAGAAUGGAUUAUGAUUGCAUAAGUAACCCGAUGUGGAGAUGAUCUGACCCUGUAUUUUAUUUGGGUUUUUUUUUUUUUUUGUAACUAAUUUAGAAAUAUUUAAAGAAAAAAAAAUAGUACUUUUUUUUUAUUAUUAUUCAUUACAAGUGUUUUUUUUUCCUUUUUUUUUGUCUAACAAAUUUGUUUGCACCGUUUUGGCAGAACUACUGUUUACUCCAGAUUUCCUAACUUUUGGAAGUCUGCCCUGAAUAAUUAUUAACUACUUCUGUCCGGAGCUGGGAUUUUGUUCCAAUCCACAGAGGAACUUUGUUAUUCCUGACAAAAUGUGUGUGAGGUAUCUGGGAUUUGUGCUUCUGGCUUGGCUUCCUGGCCUCCUGCACGCUCAAAUAACCUGUAGUCCUCCCGAGCUCACUAAUGGCUAUUUUGUCCCACAGCAAGAUGGACGAACCUUGACUUAUAGCUGUGAAACUGGAUUUAAGCCGGUGGUGGAGGGCUGGUGGGCAACAAGCACCUGCCAGAAAGGCGAAUGGACUCAUACCCCUCGGUGUGUAGAUAGUAGCUCCUGCCUUCCACCUUCUAUUGAAAAUGGGAAGCCCGAAGAAGCACCUAGGGAUUUGUAUGAAAACCAAGACGAGAUCACAGUCGUCUGUGAAGAUGGGUUUAACAUGGAACCCCCCUCCGGCAGUAUUCGAUGCUCAAAUGGAAUAUGGCUUCCCCCGCUUGUUUGUGAGAGAAGCAAUAAUACAUGUAAUGAGCCUGAUAAAAUCCCCUAUGCAGUCAUCAUUCAGGAACCCAAGGAGGUUUACGGCCCUAACUCUCUCGUAGAGUAUCAAUGUGGAAAUGGAUACACUACAGGCCAAGCAAAUGACAGAGGAACUAUUACUUGCCAAAACGGAACCUGGACUGAAGCACAACCAUGCAUUCCUGCCGCUUCAGCCUGUGUGUUGGAUAUGCGAAGACUGAAUAUUGACGAAACGUCACAGAUCAACAUAAAGGAUGGAGAGACAAAGAAGAUUGAUUGUACACAGUGGCAGGGUUACUCGAUGUUUGCUAGGUGCUCUAAUGGAAGAAUAGAAGCAACCAACUGUUGCCACAUUGCCGACAUUAAGCGAAAUUUUUGCAAAUUUUCCGAAGCGCUGAAACAUUUCCUGGCUUUGGAUUCAUCCACCGCAAGCAGAGAAUGAAGUGACAUCAGAGAUAUUUCUGACAGAAACACCUGGAAGGAAACUUUUUCUUUUUUUAGUUAAAUUCUGUUGAUUGUUGGUUGACAGUAAAUAUAAAAUGCUUGACUUUGUCUAAAAUAAAAUAUUUCGACAGGA
This is a messenger RNA of Xiphophorus maculatus (southern platyfish), 7687 nucleotides long. It is a transcript of the gene cdc73, whose product is annotated as cell division cycle 73. The record is from RefSeq and is a predicted model, not a curated record. NCBI's taxonomy places the organism in Eukaryota, Metazoa, Chordata, Actinopteri, Cyprinodontiformes, Poeciliidae. The coding region runs from base 43 to 1635 and encodes 530 amino acids. Gene Ontology annotation, molecular function: RNA polymerase II complex binding. The transcript is spliced from 23 exons. Gene Ontology annotation, biological process: positive regulation of transcription elongation by RNA polymerase II; transcription elongation by RNA polymerase II. Gene Ontology annotation, cellular component: Cdc73/Paf1 complex.